This is a messenger RNA of Ruditapes philippinarum (Manila clam), 16740 nucleotides long. RefSeq lists its product as uncharacterized. Gene Ontology annotation, molecular function: chitin binding. The record is from RefSeq and is a predicted model, not a curated record. Gene Ontology annotation, cellular component: extracellular region. Lineage: Eukaryota; Metazoa; Mollusca; Bivalvia; Venerida; Veneridae.
AUGCAGAUUGACAUCGCUGCAAUAUGUGCGGCUAACAGGAACGCUGUGGUAGCUAAUCCACUUAACUGUGCACAGUACUUCGACUGUAGUAAAACGUCACCAUUUGGAAAGCUUCAUCUGUUUGAAUGUCCGUAUCCACAACUGUUUAACAAUGUAACCCUAAAAUGUGACGACUUUGAGAAAGUUAAUUGUAACAGACGCAAAGAGCCUAUGGCUCCAUGUGAGUAUAUACAGAACAAGUGUAAUGGAUCCGACCCAACUGCAAACCGUGUCCCGAGAGGUUAUAUAGUUGUGUCGGUGUCGACGAUGGCCGCCAACCUGAGUCGGUGUUUGCACCACAGUAUAAGGACUGUAAAAAGAACCGGACUUUGGGCCAAGGGAAAUGUGACUUUGGAUAUUUCAACCCUCAAGCACAUAGGAACGUUGAGUUUUUAUUGCCGUCAACACAAAACGGAUAAGCUGGCUAUACCCACGAAUUGCGCCAAGUUCUACAACUGUGCUAAACCGGGGCACACAUUAGACGCUCUGACGGAUGAAUGCACUUACCCGGACCUGUUCUCAGCCGAUUCUGGGCAAUGUGAAAAUUUCACGUCAAUAGACUGCAAGACGAGAAUGGAACCGCAAGCACCUUGUGAAUACGACCAGUUUAAAUGUCCUCCGACCAACACUACGUGCAUUUGCCCGGAUGAGCACGCGGAUUGUCGGGGUCAAGUCGAUGGUGUUGAACCAUGGAAAGGUAAAACGUGGGGACCAAAGUAUGCAAAAUGUCUCCAGAACAGGACAAUAUCGCAAAUCAAGUGUCCGAUUGGUCAAUAUUUUCAUCCAGUCCAAAAGAAAUGUACAGACUCGGUAAAACCAGCUGAGGUGAAAAAAGUGUGUCAGGCAAAUCCUACAAUGAUGUUUCCUGACAGUCAGAAUUGUGCCAAAUACAUCGAUUGCUCCUCCCCGAACUCACCGUUAGGAAGCUACGCCAAAGAAUGUAAAUAUCCGCAACUUUUCUCAACGCAGACGAAAAAAUGUGAAAACUUCGAAAAUGUUCAGUGUGACAAAAGAAUGGAACCUCAGGCACCUUGCGAUUAUGAACAAAACAAAUGUGCACCAGGAAACACAACAUGUUCGUGUCCGGACAACCUUCCUAGCUGUGUUAGUAAAAGUGACGGUGACCAAGCCUUUCCGACGAGAAUGUGGAGACCCGACUAUAUCAAAUGUUACAAAAACAGAACCAUUCUGCCAUCCAAGAGGUGCACGAAGGGGUAUUUUCAUCCUAUCCAGAAGAAGUGUUUAGAAGAUGUUGCUAAGCCGGAUGCACACCAAUACUGCCAAGCCAAUCCGAAAGAUAUCAUCAUGAUACCCGACAACUGCGCUCAAUAUAUAAACUGUUCUGUUACUGUGACCAUGGCAACUUCCGCUGACCCGAUACAAGAGUGCAAGUACCCGGAUUUGUUUUCUACGCAGACCAUGUCUUGUCAGGAUUUUACAACAGUUCACUGCGAUAAAAGGAAAGAACCGCAAGCCCCAUGUGAAUAUAAACAAAACCUUUGCGCAACUGGUAACACAACGUGUAAGCCAUGCCAAGAACGGUUACCAAGUUGUAUUGGCCAGACAGACGGUGAUCAAGCUUUCCGGACAAAAUUAUGGAAACCCGACUACGUCACGUGUAACAAGAACAGAACCAUUCUACCCAUAAAGCGUUGCACGAAAGGCUACUUCCAUCCGGUACAUAACAAGUGCGAGGAGGAUGUAAAGAAACCUGAUGCAGUGCCAUAUUGUCAAGCCAACCCUACUGCAGUUGUGCCGAUGUCUGAUAACUGUGCUAGGUACAUAAACUGCAGUACGGUUCGAGCCCAAGGAUCGACUGCAGAUCCCAUACAGGAAUGCAAAUACCCGGAUCUCUUCUCAACAACCACUAUGUCUUGCCAGGACUUCACAACAGUGCAAUGUAAAAACAGAACUGAAUUAAAAGCUCCAUGUAGAAUAUUUUUCCAUUCUUUCUUUUCAAACAUUUUUAUCUCGUUUGUAGGCGAUUACAAACAGAACCUUUGUAGUCCAGCUGACUCGAACUGUGUCCCGUGCAAGGACAGACUACCAUCUUGUGUUGGGAAAGCAGACGGGAACCAGGCAUUUCCCGCCAAAAUGUGGAAACCAGAUUACGUCACGUGCAAAACAGAUAGAACAAUUAUACCAACAAAGAAAUGCACAAAGGGAUACUUUCAUCCAAUACAGAAACAAUGCAAGGAAGAUGUUACAAAACCUGAUGCUAAGGCUUACUGCCAAGCAAAUCCGAAUGACAUAAUACCACUUCCGGAUAACUGUGCGCACUAUAUAGACUGUACCGUUGUUAUUGGCGGGAAUUCUGCCGACCCUGUGAAGGAAUGCGUGUACCCGGACUUAUUUUCUACUCUCUCAAUGACAUGUCAACAUUUUACAACUGUCACGUGUGAUAAACGAAUGGAACCUCAGGCUCCAUGUGAGUAUGACCAAAACAAAUGUGCUCCAGGAAACACUACUUGUACGUGCCCGGAUAACCUCCCUAGCUGUGUUGGUAAAAGUGACGGUGAUCACGCCUUCCCGACGAGAAUGUGGAAACCCGACUUUAUCAAAUGUUACAAAAACAGAACCUUGCUGCCGACCAAAAAGUGCACAAAGGGAUAUUUUCAUCCGACUCAAGAAAAAUGCAUGGAAGACGUUAUGCCGCCGGAUGCAAAGUCAUACUGCCAGUACAAUCCCAAUGACGUCAUUCCUAUAGCAGAUAAUUGCGCCAAAUACAUAGACUGCAAAGCGGUUACCAUGGGAACAGCUUCAGAUCCCGUCAAAGAAUGUCAUUAUCCAGAUUUAUUUUCGAAGCUGACGCUCACGUGCCGCAACUUUAGCACAGUGAACUGUGAAAAGAGACAAGAACCAAUGGCACCUUGUCAGUAUGAUCAGAACCUGUGUGUAAAUCUCAACACUCCGGGCUGCACUGUAUGUGCCAGCAGAUUACCUUCCUGUAUCGGUAAAGCAGACGGCGACCAACCGUUUCCAAACAAACAAUGGACGGAACAUUUUAUACACUGCUAUAAGAAUAGAACAGUGGUUGAUCAAUGCCCAUCAGGAGCUGUGUUCGAUCCGAAUACGAAAACGUGCACAACUAAUAUUAAUCCAAGAAACAUCGAUUCUUAUUGUUUAUCUUAUCCAACUGCGAUCAAAGUAAACUCGAAAAAUUGUGCUCAAUACUACAACUGUUCGGAUAACUCGGCACCCCUCGGUCAUCAUCUGGAUGAGUGCAAGUACCCGGAUUUAUUCUCAGAAUCAACAAAACGCUGUGAACGGUUUGAAUCAGUCCAGUGUACAAACAGAAGUGAACCCCAGGCACCGUGCGAAUACAUGCAGAACUUGUGUAAACCUUCCGAUGUAAACUGUGCACGAUGUCCAAGUCGGUUGCCAAGUUGUGUUGGUAUGAGUGAUGGGAACCAUCCCUUCCCUUCGAGAACAUGGAAACCAGACUAUAUCACGUGUUACAAAAAUAGGACAGUUAAUGUGACCAAAUGUACCGAAGGGUAUUUUCAUCCAGUUAAUGAAAUGUGUACAAAAGAUGUCAGUAAGCCUGAUGCCAAGUCUUAUUGCCAUGCCAACCAUAACGAUGUCGUACCAAUACCGGACAUGUGUGCCCAAUUCAUAGAUUGUACAUUAUACAUCAAUGGCAAUGCUGCCGAUCCGGCACAGGAAUGCAAUUAUCCCGACUUGUUCUCUACAAAUACAAUGAAAUGUGAGAAAUUUGAAACCGUCACGUGUAACAAAAGGAAGGAACCCAUGGCCCCAUGUGAAUAUGAACGAAACUUGUGUCCGGCUAACGACCCAGCCUGUGUGCCCUGUCCAGACAGGCUUCCUAGCUGUGUCACCGUCUCUGAUGGACCGAACUCUUUCCCAGGUCGGAUGUGGAAGCCAGAUUACAUCACUUGCUAUAAAAAUAGAACAAACUUACCAUUGGAUAAAUGCCGUAGCGGUUAUUUCCAUCCGGUACAAAAGCAGUGCGCAGAUGAUGUCAAUAAAGUUGAUGCCAAACCAUACUGUCAAGCCAAUCCACAUGACAUUAUACCUAUGAGCAACAAUUGCGCGCAUUUCAUUGACUGUUCCGCGGUGCUAGCCACGCCUUCUUCUGACCCAAUUUCUGAAUGUACAUACCCAGAUUUGUUCUCGACUAUUUCUAUGGUUUGUCAGUCAUUCACGACAGUUACAUGUGACCUUAGACCAGAACCUCAGGCACCAUGCGAGUAUGACCAAAAUAUAUGUAACCCUGGAAACAGUAGCUGCGAGAUCUGUCCCAACAGACUACCUAGCUGUAUCACUCUAUCCGACGGUGCCCAGCCUUUCCCGACGAAGUUGUGGACGAAAAAUUACAUUCAGUGUUACAAGAACAGAACAGUGGCGAUAACAUGUCCAUCAGGAAACAUUUUUGAUCCGACUACCCAAGCAUAUAAAAUGGACAAUUUUUGUAAAGCCAAUCCAGGACAAAUCAAGGUGAACCCUGACAACUGUGCCCAAUAUUUCAACUGCUCAGACACAACGUCUCAGUUAGGACACUACAAAGAAGAAUGUAAAUAUCCGGACCUGUUCUCAACAACAACAAUGACGUGUCAACCAUUUAAUAUGGUCCCUUGCCAAACCAGAAUGGAACCAAAAGCUCCUUGUGACUACGAAAAAAAUCUUUGCCAGCCAAACGACACAAAUUGCCAGCCAUGUCCGGAGCGUUUGCCAUCAUGUGUAGGCAAGCAUGACGGAGACCACGCCUUCCCGACCAAAUUAUGGGGACAGGAUUACAUCGUCUGUCAUAAAGAAAGAACCGUGGCUACCAAAAAGUGCCAGAAAGGCUAUUUCCAUCCAACAAUGGAGAUUUGUACAGAACAUGUUAAAACAACUGAUUCCAAGCCAUAUUGCGCUGCAAACCCACAGGCGAUAGUCCCUGUAGAUGAUAAUUGUGCGCAGGUGAUAAACUGCACGGCGUUCAUGCACGGUACCAUGUCCGAUCCUAUCGUUGAAUGUCACUAUCCGCAGCUGUUGUCAUUGAUAACUAUGACCUGUCAGGACUUUGAAACAGUUACUUGUGGAACGAGGACCGAGCCAAAAGCACCAUGUGAAUACAAACAGAACCUAUGCAGUUCAAAUGACCGCGCAUGCGUUGCCUGCAAGGAUAGAUUGCCGAGCUGCAAAGGUCUGAGUGACGGAGACCACGCCUACCCGACAAGACUGUGGAAACCGCAAUAUGUUACCUGUUAUAAAGACAGAACAGAACUACCAACGAAGAAAUGUUCGAAAGGAUAUUUCCAUCCGAUAAAACAAAUAUGUACAGAAGCAAUAGACAAGCCGGAUGCCUUGCAGUAUUGUCAGGCUAAUCCUGGUGACAUGUUACCCGUGCAAUCAGACUGUGCCAAGUAUUAUAAAUGUUCCGCGUCGUUGUUGGGACAGAAUGUUAUACAGGAGUGCAGGUAUCCAGACUUGUUCUCGACUAUAUCCAUGACAUGCCAGGACUUCACGACUGUACAUUGCGGUCAACGGUCCGAGCCUCAAGCGCCGUGUGAAUACGACCAAAAUUUAUGUCCGCCAGGAUCUAGCUGUGACCCGUGUCCUGACCGGCUACCUAGCUGUAUUGGACUUCCGGAUGGGGACCAACCGGCGGCAGGUCAUGUAUGGAAGGAGAUGUAUGUUCGAUGCUAUAGAAACAGAACCAUGGAAGUAAAACAUUGUCCGAAUGGUGCUGUGUUCGAUCCAAACAGGCUAGCUUGUGCUUCAAAGAUAAAGUCAGCGGAUAUAAAUUCUUUCUGUCAAGCAAACCCACAGGCUAUAAAGGCACAUGAAACCAACUGUGCUCAGUAUUAUAACUGUUCUAAUCCAAGGUCAAGUCUUGGAUCCUAUUUGCAAGAGUGUCAUUACCCGGACCUGUUUUCAACGGUAACUCACCAGUGUGAAUCGUUUGAAUCCGUUCCGUGUGGGACCAGACACGAACCGAUGCCACCAUGCGACUACCUUCAAAAUCUUUGCAAUGGGUCGGAUCCGAGUUGUCUCCCUUGCAAAGAACGCCUACCAAGCUGUGUUGGGUUACCGGAUGGGAUAAAUGCCGCUCCUGGCAAAGAGUGGACGUCAGACUAUGUCGAGUGCAACAAGAACAGAACCGUAUCAGUGAAACACUGUCAAACUGGCUACUUUCAUCCCGUGACAAAAACGUGUACAGAAGAUGUGCAAAGAGUUGAUGUUAAGAACUUUUGCAAAAACAAUCCUUCGAAAGUAGUCCCGGCAGCAGACGACUGUGCCCAGUAUUACAACUGCUCGCAACUGUCGUCUGCUUUAGGCGCAUACAUAGGGGAAUGUAAAUACCCGAGCUUGUUCUCAACGUUCACAAUGACGUGCGGCUCUUUCAGAAGAACAUUUUGUAGCACACGACCAGAACCUCAAGCGCCCUGUCAAUACGAACAAAACCGAUGUUCCCAGAAUGACCCUAACUGUGCCCCGUGUCCGGAAAGACUUCCAAGUUGUAUAGGACUGCCGGACGGAGCUCAACCACACCCCUCCCACCUAUGGGGUGAAAGAUACGUCGAGUGCUUCAGAAACCGUACGAUGGCCGUGCGCACUUGCCAAACUGGCUACUUCCAUCCGAGACAACACCAGUGUCGUAUAAAGGUUGACCCUGUUGAUAUACAGGAAUAUUGUACGGUGCACGUGACUGACGUGGUUAUCAAUCCUGACAACUGCGCCGUGUAUUACAACUGUUCCUCCCCAAAUGAUGGAUACAUGACGGAAUGCAAGUACCCGGAUCUAUAUGACGAAAGUUUGAAGACAUGCAGAGAUUUCUCUCAAGUAACCUGCCAAACGCGACCAGAACCCAUGGCCCCAUGCCAGUAUAAGCAGAAUACAUGUUCAGCUAACGCCACUAAUUGUAUACCAUGCAAGGAUAGACUUCCGUCAUGUGUUGGACUCCAAGACGGGGACCAUCCGGUGCCGAGUCAGCUUUGGGGACCACAGUACAUAACCUGCUACAAGAAUAGAACUGUGAACGCCACCCGAUGUCAGACAGGGUCCUUCAGUCCAAAGUCAAGGACAUGUGUUAGCAAGGUCGAUAAACCCGACAUCCCCGACUACUGCCACGCCCACCCAGACGCUAUAAUGGCUUAUCCUGAUAACUGUGCACAGUAUGUAAACUGCUCCGAGGUAACACUACAGACGGUGCCGAUCAAAGAAUGCAAAUAUCCAGAUUUGUUCUCAACAUACACAAUGACGUGUUCAAGGUUCACAAGGGUGAUGUGUGACAAAAGAAUGGAACCCCAAGCACCCUGUGAGUAUGCACAGAAUCAAUGUGCACCGGGUGAUACGAGUUGCCCCCCUUGUCUUCAACGUCUUCCAAGUUGUAUUGGUAAACCUGAUGGUGCGCGGCCUUUCACAGGCAAGGAAUGGUCGGAUAAUUACAUAGAAUGUUUCAAGAACAGGACAAUGGCGCUGGACAAAUGUCCGAUCGGGUCCGUUUUCGACUCCAUUGACUUAUCAUGCACUUCCAAUAUUGAUUUACAUAAAAUCCAGUCUUUCUGUCAGUAUAAUCACGGAGCCGUCCAGGAACACACGGAUAAUUGUGCCCAGUAUUUCAAUUGUUCCAUGCCGGGUUCACCGAUAGGACCGUUCUUAAUGGAGUGUGAAUAUCCCAAGCUAUAUUCGCCACAAGUGAAAGGAUGUGUUAGCUUUGAAACCGCACAAUGUGGCAGCAAAACAGUUCCUCAAAGACCUUGUGACUAUCUAAGCAAUCUUUGCGCACCACAAGAUCUAUCUUGUACACCAUGCCAGUCACGACGACCAAGUUGUGUUGGCCUUGCCGACGGGUCACAACCAUACCCUGGACGUACCUGGCAAGGUGACUACAUUAAGUGCUACAAGAAUAGGACAAUCUCUGUAGAGAAAUGCCAACGUGGGUUCUUCCAUCCUCAACAACGCAGUUGUGUAGAAAUUAUAAACCAAGUGAACAUCGUGAGCUAUUGUCAGGUACACACGUCAGAUAUAGUGACUGAUCCGAGUAGCUGUGCCCGAUACUUCAACUGUUCUGAUGCCAGUUCGAGCCUCGGCUCAUUCCAGUCCGAGUGUAAAUACCCGGAUUUGUACUCGCCCUCGGUCCGCGCGUGUCUACAGUUCGAGUCUGUAGAUUGUCAUAACCGACCAGAACCAGUGACACCAUGUGAAUAUGCCCAGAAUUUAUGCGAUUCAAGCGACACAUUAUGUACACCCUGUAACAAACGGUUCCCGAGCUGCCGGGGACUUCCAGACGGUAAAAAUCCCGCCCCAGGUCCACUUUGGUCACGUGACUACAUUGUCUGUUUGAAAAACCGAAUUGUGUCUGUUGACACUUGUAAAACAGGGCACUUCAAUCCAAGGACCAAAAGUUGCAAAACACAAAUUUCACCAGUGGACAUACUUCAAUACUGUCAGGCCAACCCACGUGCCAUCCUCCCCGUGCCGGACUCGUGCUCACAGUACUACGAUUGUCCACAUGUCCUAGUUACAUCCGGGGAAGUAAGUGAAUGCAAAUAUCCGGACCUGUUUUCAACAAAACUACUCAAGUGUGAACGGUUUAAAAACAUUACUGGGAAAAGGAAGCCCAACCCCCUUGUGAAUAUUCAAAAAAAUCUGUGUGCAAUGAACGACCCGAAAUGCGUGCCUUGCCCAGCACGGUUACCAAGUUGCAUCAAUCUUCAAAAUGGUCCACAAACAUUCGGAGUACAAGAAUGGUCGACGAAAUAUGUCGAGUGUUAUAAAAAUAGAACUGUGUCGAUCAAUCAGUGUCCGCAAGACUCUUUCUUCAACCCAACAAGUCACCGAUGCACACAGAAUAUUAACCCAGUUAAACUGGUGAUCAAAUUUAAAUUUGAAAGGGGGAUAAACUUUUCAUUAAAAGGCGAAUACAAAGCCAAUCAGUGCAGCCCUACUCAACCGUCAUGCCAACCCUGUACAUCACGUUUACCGUCUUGUAUCGGUCUCCAGGACGGGAACCAACCAUUCCCUGGAUCACCAUGGCAACAUCAGUUUGUCGUCUGCAAUAGAGAUAGAACAUCAAAUGUAUCCCACUGUCCUGGAACCAAAAUAUUCAAUCCACAUACGAAGAAAUGUGUUGACACCAAAGAUAUUACAAAGCAUGAGAUUGUGGAUUAUUGCAAAGCAUAUCCAACUGCAGUACUUCCGGAUCCGGAUGAUUGUUCCCGGUAUUAUAAAUGCAGUUUGGUGACGUCUUCGGGUACCAGCAGCCACCAACAAUGUACAUAUCCGGACUUGUUUUCUCCCGUCGACAGUAGAUGUGUUCCGUAUUAUACAGUACAAUGUGGAACUCGACCUGAACCCACAGCUCCGUGUCAGUAUGACGAGAACAAAUGUCCUACAAAUGAUCCAAAUUGUACACCGUGUAAGAUCACACAUCCGGACUGUAAUGGUUUACCCGACGGUGAUGAUGGUAUACCAGGCAUGAUGUGGUCAGUGAACUAUGUCCGCUGUCAGUCCAACAGAACGUUAGAGGUGAAGUGGUGCAGCCAGGGUGUGUUCGAUCCAAAUAUACGGUCAUGCAGUAUACAUAUCGGUCCACAACAUAUGCAUGACUUAUGUGUAGCAAAUCCUAAAGCUAUUGUCCCACAUCCGACUAAUUGUGCUCAAUAUUUUGACUGUUCCAAGACCGGUACGGCGUUCGGGCAUUACCUCAUGGAAUGUGAUUAUCCAAUGCUGUUUGACGAACAGUCACUUAUGUGUAGAAACUUCUUCGAUGUUAGAUGUGGCAGCAAGACUGAGCCGAAGUCUCCAUGCAGAUACUUCCAGAACUUAUGCCCUGUAGGAAAUACCACGUGCGUUCCGUGUGUAGAUCGUCUGCCGAGCUGUGUCGGGAAACCAGACGGCAACAAUGCCAUACCAGGUCAUGCGUGGUCUGGUGACUAUAUGACGUGUUCAAGGGAUCGAACAUUAUCAACCCAUACCUGCCCGGUUGGUCAUUUUGAUCCUUCUGCAAGAUCUUGUGUUUCUACAAUAAACCCAGGUGAAUAUAGUCAGAAUCAGUGUCGUCUGGGUGAAACCGGCUGUGUUCCAUGUCAGCAAAAACACCCAUCGUGUAAAGGUUUACCGGAUGGUGUAAAUGCUGUACCCGGUAAAUUAUGGACGGAUCAAUAUGUACAAUGUCUCAAAAACCGAACACUUGUCAUGCAGCACUGUAAAACAGGACUAUUUGAUCCAACAUUGAGGAAAUGCGUCGAGAAUGUUGACCCAAGUAAAGUAAAUCAGGUGUGCCAAGCUAACCAUCAAGCAAUUUUCCCGGAUCCUACCAACUGUGCUAAAUACUAUGACUGUGGACAGGCUCCGACCUUCGGCCAAGGGGUUUACUACCAGAAGGAGUGCUCAUACCCGGACCUCUUCUCUACAGUGACCAAGUCAUGCCAGAAUUUUACCACAGUCCAAUGUUCUAACAGGAUGGAGCCUCAAGCACCCUGUGACUACACUCAGAACCAAUGUGUGAGCUCUUUCAACUGUCAGCCAUGUCCGGAUAGAUUACCAAGUUGCGUUGGGUCACCAGAUGGCGCUAAUGGCAUCCCGCGUCACCAAUGGACACGUGAUUACGUCAUCUGCCUGAAAAAUCGUACAAUGAAUAUCACCCAAUGUUCAAGUCCGCUUAUCUUUGAUCCAAUAUCAAGGAAAUGCGUGCAGUUUGUCGAACCUGCGCAUGUUCCGGAUUAUUGUAAAGUAAAUCCCCGUGCCGUGUUCCCGAACACACGAGACGCUGCGCAGUACUAUGAUUGCUCGAACCCAAGCUCCCCGGUUGGUGUACCACAUCUUCAAGAGUGUAAUUAUCCGGAUCUGUUUGAUAUAGUGAGUCGCAGCUGUAGAGAUUUCACAACAGUGCCAACUGACCAGAGACCAGUACCACAGGCACCGUGUGAAUAUCGGAGAAAUAGUUGCACUUCCGGAAGUACCGGAUGUACACCAUGCCCCCAGCGUCUAUUUAGUUGUAUUGGACUGCCAGACGGUCAUAAUGCCAUCGAGGGCAAACACUGGACUCCAGACUAUAUCACGUGCCACCGCAAUCGAACUAUAUCAACCGACAAAUGUAACCAGGGAGUGUUUAACCCAAAUAAAAGACAAUGUGAAAUACCACCGACAUCUGGUCCAGUAACUAUACAAGAUCAAUGCAAAUUGGAUCCCUCAAGGAUUAUUCCACAUCCUGGAAGUUGCUCUCUAUAUUACAACUGCUCCAAGACGGUGGCAACAUUUAGUCCUAUUCUACCCGUCCAGUUAGACGAAUGUCCGUAUCCAGAUCUUUAUUCAACAGUGUACAAGAAAUGUCUAGAUUUCCAGUAUGUGAAAUGUGACAAGAGACACGAAGUAAAGGCGCCAUGUCAAUAUCUCCAAAACCAGUGCAAUCCGAAUGACGCCUCGUGUUCACCGUGUCCUGAGAGAAAACCAAGCUGCAUCGGACUUCCAGAUGGUAACAACGCUCUGAAUGGUCGAUCAUGGUCACGUGACUAUGUUCAUUGUUACAAAGAACGAACGCUCGGUGUUGAACAUUGUCAGAACGGGGUUUUCAAUCAGCAUAAAAGGCGCUGUGAUGAUGGAAUCGAUAAUGGGAAUAUUGACGACUAUUGUAAAGAUCAUCCACAAGAAGUUAUAGCAGAUUCUAGCAAUUGUGCUAAAUAUUUUGAUUGUUCCAAAUCAACAUUUAGGAUUGGUGUUGCCAUGCCCGGGGACUCAUCCUACCUCGACAUGGAGUGCAAAUACCCUGAUCUCUUCUCUACUGUGACCAAGAGGUGUGGACCCUUCAACAGAGUUUCAUGUGAUAAAAGAAAAGAGCCACAAGCGCCUUGUGAGUACGCUCAGAACUUAUGUCCGCCGGGAGAAUUAACGUGUGAGCCAUGCAGCACGAGACUGCCGAGCUGUGUUGGUUUACCGGAUGGUCACGUGGCUGUUCCAGGGAGAGAGUACACCAGCACAUAUCUAGAUUGUAAACAGAACCGUACAAUGUCUGUCAACAAAUGUGAAAAUGGUUUCUUUGAUGCUGGUCUGCGUAUGUGUGUGACUAAAAUAAAUUCUGCAAAUAUUGCACCGUAUUGUAAGAGUAACACUGGUGCCGUUCUACCACAUCCGACCAACUGUGCCUGGUACUAUAACUGUUCUGUUACUGGUCGCACACUACAGAGUGUUUAUCCGUUCGAUAUAGAAUAUGUACAAGAAUGCAAAUACCCAGAACUAUUUUCAAGCGCCACAAUGAAGUGCGAACAGUUCAGAAGUGUGUCGUGCAGCGGUCAUUUUGAACCACAAGCACCUUGCGAGUAUUUCAAAAACAGAUGUGACCCAUCAAAGGUUAAUUGCAUCCCAUGUCCUAACCGUUUACCAAGUUGUAAAGGUUUGAAAGAUGGAAAACAUACGAUCACAAACCUUUAUGAUGGCCUACAAUAUCUUGUUGAUUGUUCUCUCAGUCGAACAAUGUCAUAUAAAAAAUGUACCAUCGGAAGUGCCGAAUGCGCAAGCGUAACCACGCCUACUGUUGUGACGCAAGCACCUGUUACAUAUCCGACUACGCCACUGUAUACCUAUGUUCAACCUCAAACAACGGCAACUCCGAGUGUUUGCUCACAAAGUUUGGGUCUUGUGAUACCAAACACGCACCACUGUGGUGAGUAUUUCAACUGUUCAAGAACUUCGCCACCGUAUUUGUUCGAGUGUCCGUAUCCACAAAUGUUUUCUGAGUUCACAAGAAGGUGCGAGGACUUUCAGACUGUAUCUUGCAACAGCAGACCCGAAUACAAAACGCCAUGUGAAUACCAGCAGAAUUUAUGUGUACCUGGAGCUCAGGGUUGCACCCCAUGUUCUCAACGCUUACCUUCUUGUCAGUAUCUUAAUGACGGGAACCAUGCGUUCCCUGGUCGCGAGGGGACAUCUAGUUACAUAACGUGUCUGAAGGGACGCACUGUUGCUGUAAGUCAAUGCGCGGGAGGUGUUGUCUUUGACCAAUACAGACGACAAUGUUUAGUUCAAACAACAAGCACUACGACAAUAAAACCAACAGUUAACUCAGGAGAUCCGAAUUCAUACUGUAGAGUUCAUCCAUAUGAGACACUGGAGGAUCCUACAAAUUGUGCGAAAUACUACGACUGUCGGGACAUUUUCACAACCUCCAUUAUUACUGCUAAAGAGUGUCCAUAUCCGUUACUUUACCAUACAGCUAUCCACGCAUGCGCAGAUUUUAACAGCGUCAAAUGUCAACAACGACCGGAACCCCAGGCUCCAUGCGAAUAUACGGAAAAUCAGUGCCAUUCUGCUGGAUGUGUCCCGUGCUCUCAAAGGUUUGUAUCAUGUGUUGGACUGACAGACGGCAACCACGCGUAUCCAGGACAACCAUCUAGAUAUGUAAGGUGUCAAAGAAACCGAACAAUUGCCACGGAACAAUGUAGUUUUGGAAUAUUUGAUGUUACAAGUCAGCAGUGUAAGAUGGCCCCGGCAACAACCGGAACCGUACAAACAACAAAUACACCUAAUACUAUAGACUCGUACUGCAGAGCUCAUCCAUACGGUGUUGUUGCUGAUCCCACUAACUGUGCUCUGUAUCACUCGUGCAGUUUGGCCAACACUGCUCUUGGAAACCAUUUAAUGGAAUGUCCUUACCCGAAAUUAUUUGAUGAGCUAACACAGACGUGCAGGGACCGGGCCUGGGUACAAUGUGGGCAAAAGACGAUACCGACAACUCAAUGUGAUUACAAACUGUAUCAGUGUAUUGGUUUUGACUGCCAAAGAUGUCCGGGUCAGGUACAACCAUCUCUUCAAACGUACGCCCCUCAACAAACACCGCGACCAACAUUCCCCGUGCUGACGACUCGAGCAUACACACCUAUUCCUACAACAUCUGGACCGACUUGUACCGGACGUCCAGACGGGUUAAAUCCUUACCCAGGACGGGAAUUAACCGAGUUUUAUAUAGUGUGCGAUCAUGGAAGAGUGAUUGAAACCGGGAUAUGUAUCAUUAACAAAAUUCUAGACCCUGUAAGACGAAGAUGUACAGAUCCUUCUGAUCCUGAUGUAAUAGAUUCGUACUGUAAGGCCAACCCAGGAGUGACGAUACCGAGCGUGACAAAUUGUGGACAAUAUUAUUAUUGUGGAAAUGUCGCCACCGGUCAGCGGCAUGAACUACAAGAAUGUGCUUAUCCUAAACUGUACUCUACAGUAGAUAAUACAUGUAAAGAUUUCAGCAAGGUUCAGUGUGGACAACGUUUCGAACCUGUUGAACCAUGCGAUUAUCGUCGGAAUCAAUGCGAUGCGGUAAACCCAAAUUGCAUUCCCUGUCAACAACGGAUGCCAAGCUGCAAGGGAUUACCGGAUGGACUAAAUGCUUUCCCAAACACUGCAAGAUCUGCUGACUAUAUGAAAUGUGACAGAGGUCGAACAGUUAAAAUAGAAAAAUGUACAUUAGGUCACUUUGACCCGUUGUACCGGCAGUGCACGUUGAUCAAAUUUAUAUGUAUUUCUGUUUCAUUCAAUUCAGGAGUGAUACAGUCAAGAUCAUCUGUAUAUUCGGCAGAUGUCUGCAAAGAUGAUCUCGCUGUUACAUAUUCAAAUGGUAAAACAGCUUCGAGUCAAAUGGCUCCUAAUGACAAACAGAAUAACUACGGUCCAGAUCGAGCCCAGCUCAAUGCUACAGAAGCUAAAGAUGCUGCCGGGGUAACACAGAUGGGCGCAUGGGUUGCAGAAAAAGAUAACUUUAACCAGUGGAUACAGGUUGAAUUGAAAGAUGCUUCAAUGAUCCGUGGGUUGAUCACACAGGGGCGUGACGGUAGUGAUAAACAAUGGGUGACGAGAUACCGCGUGUUUUACAGCGAGGAUUGUAAACAUUGGCACACUGUUGGUGGAUUUAAUGUGACUGACAAAUUCUUUGACGGCAACAAGGACGAGAAAACGGCUGUAACUAACAUGUUUCAUUGUCCAGUAAUGGCUAAAUGUAUUCGUGUUAAUCCGCUAGGCUGGCAUAAAAACAUUGCCUUGAGGCUUGGUGUGCUAGGAUGUCCGUUAGAUCUGCAAGGAGGUCGUAUGGCUCAAACAACUACAACAAAAGCCCCUGUACCUACGACGACACAAGCACCUGUGACAACACAGCCAACAACACAGCCAACAACACCUUCGACAACUACGCAGACAACACAGAAACCAACACAGCCGCCGACAACACAACCAACGACACAGAAGCCCACGCAGCCACCUACACAACCACCAACACAACCACCAACACAAAAACCGACACAGCCACCUACACAACCGCCAACACAACCGCCAACACAACCACCAACGACUACUCUAAAGGUAACACAAAAAUCUGGUGGCAAUAACGCUAUUGGUGUUUCUCCUGGGUUAAAACAAGGUGCCUGCAUAAAGUCAUGUUUCGGACGAGCAAAUGGCGAUUAUCAGUCUUGUAAAGGGUGUGGCUAUUACGUCACAUGCGUCUGGUAUUCUAUGUACGGACAUAGACAGUGUCCCGGUAACCUCGUUUGGGAUGACAGUCUUAAGAGAUGUGUCGGGUUAGGUUCAUCCUCAACCUGUCACUAAAUAUCACGUGACAAAUAUUAAAUUUAAAGCGGCCUUCAGUUUUUUAAUGUUUUGUUGGAAAAACAAUUCUGUUUUGUUUCAAACUAAGUAUGUCAGUUUUUUUUAUCUUUGAAAUGUCCAUCAUUUCCUUCUUAACCCUUUUACAAGACAGCGAUCCGAGAGCUAUUUACAGCUCGUAAGUGACGUUUGUUUCUAAAAAAAAUGGGAGUUCAGGAAACGAAUCCUUCACUUUACUAAUUUGCUUAUAGAGAGCGUUGUAGAGGUGUCGAGAACUUUCCGUGAUUUUUUAUGUAUUUUUUUCAUUUUCCACCCUAAUUCUUUUGAUUUGACAAUUAUAUGAAAUGAUUUAUAAAAAAAAAAAUUUUUAACUUUUGAAAAGCUAAAGGCCGCUUUAAAAGAUAGUAAACGCUUGUUCGCAUUUUCGCAAAUAUAUUUUUCUUUUUCCAAGGUUAUUAAUCAGAAACUGAUAUUAGAGGCCGACCAGUUCAGACUGAAUAAAAUUUGCUUUUUUUUCAUUGAUGCAGUUAAAAAAGUGAAUAGAAAUCUAACAAUGUUAUGUUGGGUACCAGUGUAACCGGUCUCUAAAUUAAGGUUUCAUAACCUUUGACUUUUUAAAACAAUUUUACUAAAGCAUUUGAGAUGCAAAAUUGUGAUUGUAAUGCAGCCUAUGUUAAGUUGUUUGUUUGUGUCUCUUUUUUUGUGAUAAAUAAAAUUCAGAUCAUUUUGCUUCAGUUCUUUUUAUAUACUCUUUCUGAAAAUCGUUUGAUAUGGUAUGUUAAAGUGACAUUUUGCUCAUUUGUUAUUUUCGGGUGUAAAGGUAAAGGUUAUAAUAUCUUUAAAUUUUGCCAUAAUUGUUUUUAAUACGCAAACAUAAUAAAUAACCAAGGAAUUUAUAAAAAGCCUUCCGAUUCAUUCAUCUGUAAGGUCAUUUUUAUAUUAACCUAAUGUUACUUAAAUAAAUGAAAACACGUGUAUUUGUUAUGUUUUAGAACAAAGAUUCCCUACAAAGAUAACAAAAUAUCUUGGCGAACUAAAAAGGUUCUUGAAAAUAAUUUGCAUGUCGCAUUGAACUAUGUGUACAUUUGUAUAUUCUUGAGUCAAAAUAUUUAUGUUUCUUACACUUCUUCUAGGAACAAUUGCUUAUUUAAGUUUGGAAUAAAAGUGUGCACGUCA